AUGGUUCAACUAGAAGUAGAUGCACUUGAUGAAGACUUCGUCAAGUCUAUCUCUCAAUUAUUAUCGGAUGCUGGCGUACCUUCAGUUCUAUGGGGUGAUUAUCUCCUAACUGUGUACGGAGUACCGUCUAUCAUCGGGGGAAUAGAGUUCGUUGUCCCGGAUGAAAAAGUCUCAGCCGCCGUAGCCGCGCUGAAAGGAUCCAAUCUGAAAAGAUGUCCGGACCCUAGAUCAUGUGUUGUAUCUAGGGAGCAUACACAACAACCAGCCCCAUCUUUCCAUAUGCAUCUUGGAACGUCGGAGGUGGAUGUUUCUAUACGAACGCAUUCUGAAACCCUAUGGUUUAUUCCACCUCCUCCUCAAGAUAUAUUCAGCAAUGCUAGGCCACAAGCUUCGCGCUACAUCUUCGCUUCUGACGACUCUAUCCUCCCACGUCCUAGACAUGGCAGGGGUCACGGUGCCUUCUCAAAAGAGGGAUUUCCUGUUGUCGUCCCGACUGCACACACAAUUCUUGAGGCGUAUAUGCGCCUAUCUAUUGCGCAUCGGGAACAAUAUAGCGGCUUUUACCUCGGCAUGAUGACAUACGUUGCAGAGUACAUCGAUGCGGACGGACUCUUGGACGAUACACAGCUGCCGGAAUCAUGCCGCAAAUUCUGGCAUGAUUUCAAAGACGGCCAGCGACAAACUAGGGAAAUGAUGAAUGAACUCCAGGACUAUUUUGACAAGGAGAGCGCGGAAAAAAGACGUGGUGGCCGGUGGUCAAUCACAAGACUUAUAACUUCUUGGUUUGGCAUUAAUGACGGAAAAUAA
This is a messenger RNA of Daldinia loculata, 807 nucleotides long. RefSeq lists its product as uncharacterized. NCBI's taxonomy places the organism in Eukaryota, Fungi, Ascomycota, Sordariomycetes, Xylariales, Hypoxylaceae. Bases 1 to 807 code for a protein of 268 amino acids. The record is from RefSeq and is a predicted model, not a curated record. The transcript has 2 exons.